Messenger RNA from Anopheles arabiensis, 1098 nucleotides. It is a transcript of the gene Cpr49Ah, whose product is annotated as endocuticle structural glycoprotein ABD-4. The record is from RefSeq and is a predicted model, not a curated record. Gene Ontology annotation, cellular component: chitin-based extracellular matrix. The transcript has 3 exons. Bases 192 to 692 code for a protein of 166 amino acids. NCBI's taxonomy places the organism in Eukaryota, Metazoa, Arthropoda, Insecta, Diptera, Culicidae. Gene Ontology annotation, molecular function: structural constituent of chitin-based larval cuticle.
UGUUUCACUUUCUUUCUUCAAACAACAAGUGGCGUUCCGGAUCAGUUUGUGGUGUGGUGCUUUCUGGCUUUGGCGAUUUUGUGAUUUUUCCCCCGUUACCGACGGUGGUUGAGAAACAAAUCCCUGUGCAGAGCGCAGGAUUGUGUGUUGUGAAAAAACUAAAUCAGUGAAGAAAGAAUAGUUUGGGCAAAAUGAAGCUUUUGAUUGUACUCGCACUGGUUGCAUCCGCUUACGCGUAUCCGCAGCAUGAACAUCAUGAACGCCACGAGCAUCACGAAACAACCACGUACAUUCCGAUCCUAAAGUAUGACAAACAACAGGGAGAGGAUGGCAGUUAUAGAACUAUCUACCAGACGGGCAACAACAUCGUUCACGAAGAGUCCGGCUACCUGAAGGACGCAUCGGAAGACCAUCCGAAUGGAAUCUUGGUCCAACAGGGCGCCUACUCGUACGAAGCCCCCAACGGUGACGUCAUCCAGGUGCAGUAUACGGCCGACGAGAAUGGGUUCCGUGUGCAGAGCGACAGCCUGCCGACGCCACCCCCUGUGCCGCCAGCAAUCCAGGAAGGUCUGAAGGAGAUCUACGAGGGCAUCAAGCGCCGGGAGCAGGAAGCGAAGAACAAUCCCAAGUACGCGGAAGACGAAGCCAGACGGGCUCAGCUAGACUACAACGGACAGUACUACAACCAGUAGAGGCGGUGUGGUGUACCCUCUUGUACGGUGACCAACCGCCAGGUGGCUUCGUUCAAUGAAGAACUCCUUCGCCUAGCUUCGUUCGUAGCGUGCACGAGCUGUUAAGAAAGCGUUCUAGCGCUGUUCAGUAGAUUUCCUCUCGACGCAUAUUUAUAAUAUUUAAGCCUCUCAAAGCGAUGGCUACGCGAAGCGCGCAUUGCUACCACCCAAUGCAACACGUCACGAUAUUCAUGACAAACUUCAUAGCUGCCUUCAGCCAACGAUAGAGAUCACGUUUACGACAACAACUAAACAAAAAGCAUUAAAGAAAGCGCAACCAACAUAGACUGUGAUUAACCUAGCUACUUCAAACGGAAAUGUUAUUGAGCUGUUUGGUUUGUUUUAAAUAAAAGUUUACAAAAAGUAA